Messenger RNA from Acanthosepion pharaonis, 4866 nucleotides. NCBI's taxonomy places the organism in Eukaryota, Metazoa, Mollusca, Cephalopoda, Sepiida, Sepiidae. The record is from the annotation of a GenBank genome assembly.
AUGAAUACAAGCAUAAGCGAAGAUUCAAGGAGUUGUAGCGAAGCGUAUAAUGAGGAGGAAGAAGAAAGCCCAGACUCCGACAGACGACUCUCUCUCGCCUUUAAUCAAAGUCGACAUACGGAGAAAAUACAGGCUCCAGAAAUUGUUACACAGACAUGGAGAAUGAAAGAAAGAAUGAAAACUGUGAGCGUUGCCUUAGUAUUAUGUCUAAAUGUUGGAGUUGACCCGCCAGAUGUGGUCAAAACUUCACCAUGUGCCCGUUUGGAGUGCUGGGUGGACCCUUUAUCAAUGAGUCCACCCAAAGCACUGGAAACAAUAGGAAACAAUCUCCAUAAACAGUAUGACAGAUGGCAGCCAAGGGCUCGAUACAAGCAGUCUUUGGAUCCUACUGGAGAAGAAGUAAAAAAGCUUUGUACUACCAUGAGAAGAAACGCUAAGGAUGAGCGUGUCCUCUUUCAUUACAAUGGUCAUGGAGUACCAAAGCCUACAUCAAAUGGAGAAAUUUGGGUUUUUAAUAAGAAUUAUACCCAGUACAUCCCACUGUCAAUUUAUGAUCUUCAAAGUUGGAUGGGAAGUCCCUCCAUUUAUGUAUAUGAUUGUUCCAAUGCUGGAGUCAUUGUUGAGUCCUUUAAACAGUUUUCUGCUCAGCGAGAAGUGGAACGUGAGGCAAUGAUGAACACAAAUGGUACUUCAGCAGGGACUGGUGGCUCAUCAACUCCAACUUCUGGACGAGGGACUGCAUCCACUCCUCUGUCCAUGAGUAACUGUAUUCAACUAGCGGCCUGCAGUAAGGAUGAACUUUUGCCAAUGAAUCCUGAACUCCCUGCAGACUUAUUUACCUCCUGCCUCACUACUCCUAUCAAAAUGGCUUUGAGAUGGUAUGUGUCCCAGGAUUCUGGGAAACUUGUCUCUGGUGCCACUCAAGAGCUUGUUGACAAGAUUCCAGGUCAAUUGAACGAUCGUCGGACUAUGCUUGGAGAGUUGAAUUGGAUUUUUACUGCAAUAACUGACACCAUUGCAUGGAAUACUCUUCCAAGAGAACUGUUCCAAAAGCUAUUCAGACAGGAUUUGCUUGUUGCUAGUUUAUUUCGCAACUUUCUGCUGGCAGAAAGGAUCAUGCGAUCUUAUAACUGCACACCUGUGUCUAGUCCUCCUCUACCUCCAACUUAUCAACAUAGAAUGUGGGCUGCUUGGGAUUUUGCACUUGAUAUGUGUUUGCGGCAACUACCUACUGUAGCAGUGGUAGACAGUGAUGGCACUAUGUUUGAUCACAGCACUUUCUUUGCACAGCAGCUGACUGCAUUCCAAGUUUGGCUUACUUACGGUUCUGAAAUUAGAAGUCCACCUGAACAGUUACCAAUUGUUUUACAGGUUUUACUUAGUCAAGUCCAUCGAGUAAGAGCACUGGAACUUUUAGGCAGAUUUUUGGAUUUGGGCCCUUGGGCUGUUAGUUUGGCAUUGUCUGUUGGCAUUUUUCCUUAUGUGUUAAAGUUGUUGCAGAGCUCUGCACGUGACCUCAGACCUUUGCUUGUAUUUAUCUGGUCAAAGAUUUUAGCUGUUGAUAGUUCUUGUCAGACUGAUUUGGUGAAAGACAAUGGUCACAAGUAUUUUCUAUCUGUUUUGAGUGAUCAGAAUAUGACUUCGGAGCAUCGUACCAUGGCAGCUUUCAUCUUGGCCAUGAUUGUGAAUAAUUACCCCCAGGGACAGAAAGCAGCUUUCCAGGGCAAUGUGAUCUCCAUCUGUCUUGAGCAGUUAAAUGACCCUAAUCCACACCUCAGGCAAUGGCUUGCGCUUUGUCUAGGAAAAGUUUGGAUGAACUAUGAGACUGCUCGUUGGUGUGGCGUACGUGAUCUGGCUCAUGAAAAACUCAGCAACCUACUGACUGAUUCUGUACCUGAGGUUCGUGCCGCUGCUGUGUACGCACUGGGAACCUACAUCAGUAGCUGUUCGUCAGAGCGUAGUGACCACGCCAGCAACAUAGACUUAGGUAUUGGGAUGAGUCUGACUCACAUUGUGAAUGAUGGUAGUCCUCUGGUACGCCAGGAAUUGGCUGUUGCUCUGGGUGGUCUUGUUCAGCAGUUUGAGUCUCCCUUUGUGGCUGUGGCAUCUCAAAUGUUGGAAGAAGAACGGAUAAAAGAAAAGAAUGCCCCAAUGAUUGCUGCCGUCACGUCAGGAGGAUGGAAUGUUGUAACAUCUACAUGUGCAGAUCUUGUUUCUUCUGUUUUAGAUGGCUACCUGACACUCCCUCUUCCUGGCAUGAAACGUAGUGCCUCCCGCGGCAGUCUCAAAAAUAUGGCCACUCGUCAUGGUCUUUCAAGUAGCAACAGCAUAUCAAACCUGGAAGGCCUGGCUACUCCAGACCCUGGCAUUGGGUCUACAGGUGUGGUAGGAGGCACAGUGAUCAGUAGUGGAGAUCGUAUCCGCCGCACAUCAUCUAGCUCAAACCUAUCAACUUGCACCUCUGUGGUGAAUAAUGUCUAUGUGAGUGUGUGGCGCACUUUACUUGUUCUUUCCACUGAUCCUCACCCUGAUGUGAUGGAGAAAGCCAAAAAGGUUAUUAAUGUCAUGAAGCUGAAGGCUACUGUGCCGUUGACUAAAAUUCGCUUCUCCUCUUCUCCUUCCUGCCAGUCUGCACCUUCCAGUCCACCAGGUCGGGGUCCAAGCCUUGCUACUGUGAGAAACCACUCAACAGAAUUGCCAGAAUCUAAAUCUGAUGCCAAGCUAGAUCAACAUCUGGAGAAAAGACCUCGAAGUCGGAACUCUGAGACUGGGGUUGAAGGUCGUCGGGAGAUGACCAGCCCAAUCAAAAAAACUUCAGAGACAACCAGAGACGCCGUCCACCAUAGUACUGCUAAAGGUUCAAGUGGCCCAAACAUAAUGGUCUCUUCUCAAGAAUUACGUAGCCAACAGCAGCAGCAAGGCAGUGGUGCAGCUCCUCCCUCAAAUUCUAGUCAUCAUAGGCGAGACAGUUCUGGUGAGAGGAGCCGCCGCAGCCCUUCCCAUGGAGAUCCAAACGGAAGUGCUACUGUUGAUCAAGAUGGUACCAGAAUAAGCAAACGAGUUUCACGAACUCGACCAGCAUCUCCCGCUAGUCAACAGAUUCCUUAUUCAGCUCAGUUUCUGCCUAGUCGAAAAAUUUUUGACAAAGGACCAGGAUUGGUUGAAGAUAAGAAAGAAGAAUGUGGUAUCAAGAAGCCAUUGGUGACAACAGAGUUUUUCAAGUGGAGCAGUAAAUAUUUUGCUCAGCCUCUCAAGUCCUGGGAUGAAGGGGAUCCAGAAAGCAAACUGUCUAUGGAACGGGAUUACAGAUUCCAGCGAAAUGCUAUGGUCAGGAAUGAAGCCAAACCAGAACAGUUUAAAGCAGGCUACAAUCGAUUUGAUGAUCAAAUCUUUGUCAAUAAAAAUUCUGGUAUUCCUAAUAUUCUCCGCUUUCAUCCAUAUGAAGCCCACCUAGCUGUUGCAGACAAAGAUAACGUGAGUGUGUGGGACUGGGAACAAGGCAUUCAGCUAAGUUUUGUUAACAAUCAACCCAAAAGUGGCCGUAUUACCUCCAUGGAAUUUAUUAACCCUCAUGAUCAAGCCUUACUGAUGUGUGGAUCAGAUGAUGGUUCUGUUCGUGUGUGGCGAAAUUACAGUGAGGAGAAUAAGCAGGUUUUGGUUACAGCUUUCCAGGGAUUAUCUGAAAUGCUGCCCCUGCAGCGAGGUUCUGGUUUGGUAUUAAGCUGGGAUCAAGUGACAGAGACGUUAUUUACUACAGGCGACGCCCGAAUCAUAAGAAUUUGGGACAUCAAGAGAGAAGUAAAGACUCAGGAUUUGUUUACUGGUGCUGACAGCUGUGUAACUAGUAUUGCUUGUGACCCUACCAACAUGGCUGUCUUAGUGGCAGGCUGUGGGGAUGGUUCUGUACGGAUAUUUGACAGCCGACUCUCGCCUUCUGAGUCCUUGGUAAGGACAUUGCGAGAGCACAACAGUUGGGUAGUAAAUGUUCACUAUCAACGAGGUUCGUACAGCAGGAUAGUUACUUCAAGUUCUGCUGGUGAUAUCCGAUUUUGGGAUAUGAGGAGUCCAGAUUCUGUUCGAAAGAUACAGACCCAGCAAGGAUUGUCUGCUAUGGAAUUGCAUCAAUAUGCAGACGUCAUAGCUUGUGGUUCAAAUCAAGCCAUUGUAAUCCUGAAUCAUGCAGGGGAACAGCGCAGUGUCAUAAAAAACCAUGAGGGCUUUCUGGGCCAGAGAAUUGGUCCUGUCCGAUGUUUGACCUUUCAUCCAUACAAAGUCAAGCUUGCGGCUGGGUGUACUGAUUCUCUGGUGUCCGUGUAUUCCACGGCACAGCGACGUAUAAGCAAUCAGCAACCUGAUGUCAUUCCAGCUCUUCACUUAUUUAAGGUUUUCUUAAAGGAUUCAUUACCAGUUGGAUUUUGGCCAGCCCCACUUCUGUUUUCUAUUAGGAAUCUACCAUGGAACUUGAAAUCCAAACCUAGGAGGUGCCACAUUCCACUGCCAGAAAUCAAUGGAGGGAAUUUUCUUUUUUUUAUCAUUGUCCUUUCUUUUCUUUUCUCGACACAAACACAAUUUCACACACUGUCCUGCUGUAACAGAGGUAUACACUUUCUUCCUCUCUUUGUUUUUCCUUUUUCUUUCCUUCCUUUUUCUUCUGUAGACAGUUCAGUUUCCAAACCUGACUCACUGCAACAGGGAUAUACACUUUCUUCCUCUCUUUGGUUUUCUUCUUUCUUUCCUUCUUUUUCUUUACACAAUUCAGCUUAUAACAGAGGUAUACACUUUCUUCUCUGGUUUUCCUUUUUCUUUAAACACAGGCUGAAUCCUCAGCAUAUAAAUUUCUCUGCAUCUUCAAUUUGGGGUUCUUGA